Messenger RNA from Trifolium pratense (red clover), 630 nucleotides. RefSeq names its product MADS-box transcription factor 23-like. Bases 1 to 630 code for a protein of 209 amino acids. Gene Ontology annotation, molecular function: RNA polymerase II cis-regulatory region sequence-specific DNA binding; DNA-binding transcription factor activity, RNA polymerase II-specific; protein dimerization activity. The record is from RefSeq and is a predicted model, not a curated record. The transcript has 8 exons. Gene Ontology annotation, biological process: regulation of transcription by RNA polymerase II. Gene Ontology annotation, cellular component: nucleus. Lineage: Eukaryota; Viridiplantae; Streptophyta; Magnoliopsida; Fabales; Fabaceae.
AUGGGGAGCAGAGAUAUUGAGAUUGAGAAGACUGACAAUUUGAUUAGAAGACAAGUUGCCUUCUCCGAGCGACGAAAGAGUUUGUUCAAGAAAGCCAAAGAAUUGUCUAUUCUUUGUGAUGCGGAGGUCGGUGUCAUCGUAUUUUCUAGCACUGGCAAGCUCUAUGAGUUCUCAAGACCAAGCAUGGAGCACAUCCUUUCAAGGUACGGUGCCGAGCAACAGCAGCCUAAUGCUCAGCCUCCACCACAAGUUGUGGAGCUUGAUGCUGCCAUUCUGCAGGAAGAAAUGGCAAAACUGCGCUCAGCUUACGUAAGGAUGAUCGGUAAGGAGCUCAAUGGAUUGCAGAUUAAAGAACUGAAGGAUCUAGAAAAUCAACUGAGUGAAGCGAUAUUAGCCGUCAAAACCAAGAAGGAACAAGUGCUUGUUGAUCAACUUGAGAAAUCCAGGUUCCAGGAGCAAAUGGCUAUGGCAGAGAUUGAAGAUCUGCGUAAACAACUUGAGGAGCUAAAGAAUAAAAGAAAUUCAGAGUUAGGGUUAUCACCAGCUUAUGUUCGCAAGAAGAGAUCAUUGAGGAUAAAAUCUUCCAAUAAUUGGGAAGUCAUGAGGCUUCACAGUGCAUUUUCGCACUGA